AUGAGCCGGAAUAAACCCAUAUCAGAUGAUCUUAUUGCCCAGGAGUUGGAAGAAAUGUUCGGAAUUCCAGAUGGUAUGAUUUCUGAAGAUGAUUUGGAAGAAUCGGAUUCAGAACAAGGUGCAGAAGAAGAUUUGGUAAGGGUACUAACAGGUGAUGAUGUUCUACUUAGUUCAACGGCAAUAUCGUCUCCAUCCUCAUCAACUUGUCAAAGUCCUUCACUCCCCAGACUCCAAAGCGCUUCAAGAUCUACACCAGCAGUCCCACAUCAAAGUCCUUCAGCUUCAAGACUUCAAAGUGCUUCAAGAUCUGCACCACUACCUCCACAACAACAAAGCCCUUCAGUCGCAAGACUCCAGAGUGACGCAGCACCAAUAGCAUCACCAUAUCCGCCAGAUAGGAUUGAUGGAGUGAGUGAAUUAUCGGAUUUUUCGUCUUCAGAUUCAGAUUCGGACAUAGAUGAGACUGAUUGGAAAAAACAAGAAUGGACCCAGAAUCCAGAUCUCAGCUAUUUCGAUACUCCGCACAUUCAGUCUUCAAAACAACUUCCAAACAGAACGAAACCUCUGACCUACUUUGGUUUAUUUUUUAGUGAUGAUGUACUACAGAUGAUUGUAGACCAAACUAAUUUAUACGCUUCGCAAGUAGGUAACAGGAAUUGGACACCAACCACUGUUGAAGAAAUCAAGGCUUUUCUUGGCGUUCUCAUUCAAAUGGGUAUUCAUGUUUUGCCGAGUAUUGAGGACUAUUGGUCAAGUGACCCUGUACUACAAGUGCCAGAAAUAGCUGAAACAAUGACUCUAAAGAGAUUUCAGCACAUCAUGAAGCAUUUGCACCUCAACGAUAAUUCGCAGAUGCCGGCCAGAGAUAGUGAUGAUUAUGAUAAACUCUACAAGAUAAGGCCUCUGCUUGAAAAAUUGAAUGAGAAGUGCCAAGAAAGUGCUAUAACAACAAAUUCUCAAUCAAUAGACGAGUGCAUGAUCAAAUUCAAAGGCCGUAGUAGCCUAAAACAAUACAUGCCUAUGAAGCCGGUGAAGCGUGGCUAUAAGGUUUGGGUUAGGGCAGACAGCUCUACAGGUUACGUUUACAUGUUUCGUAUUUAUACUGGAAAGACUGAUACGACGGAGACAGGAUUGGGAAGCAAUGUGAUCAAGUCAUUGUGUGAGCCUUUGAUCAGAGCAAAUUAUCGUGGUCAUUUAGCAUUUGAUAACUUUUUUUCGAGUACUGAUUUGUUACAGUAUUUGUUCGAUCAUGAAAUAUAUUCAACAGCAACGGUAAGAAGUGACAGGCAAGAUUUACCUCUUUUAGUAAAGAAGCCGAAACUUACUGGAGACAAGGAGGCAGACAGCAAAACUGCAGAGGCUUCUAAAAGACAAAAUGCACGGGUGAAAAAGAUGAAGAGGGGUAAAUGGAAGUGGAGAGUGAAAAGGAAUGUUGCGUUUGCUGUAUGGAGAGACACGAAACAAGUAACUGUUUUGAGUACUGCUUUUCACCCAAAACAAAGAAGGACUUGCUCGCGCACCCAAAAAGAUGGGACAAAGAAAGCUUAUAAUUGUCCUCAAAUGAUACCUGAGUACACGAAGCGGAUGGGUGGUGUGGACAGGUUUGAUCAGAAAAGGACUCCUUAUGCUGUGGGAAGGAAAAGUAAAAAAUGGUGGAAGAGAAUAUUCUACUUUCUUAUUGAUCUCGCGAUCACAAAUGCUUAUAUACUAUAUAAGAGUAAUUCACGAGUACAUAACGUAAUGACCCAAAAGUAUUUCCGGAUUGCACUAUCAAAAGAACUGAUCAAUAACCUGUCAUUUCGAAAGAGAAGCUUUCAUUCAAUGCCCAAAUACAACAUCAAGAAAAGUAAGCAGAGUAAUGAGAGACAGAAAACAGUGCACAGUGUUCCAGAUGGACUGAGGACUGAACAGUUGGGAGAACAUUGGCCAGUGGAAAUAGAAACAUACAAACGUUGUAGAUUAUGCAGCACUAAGACAAAUAACAAGAGAUCAAAAAUAAUAUGUGAAAGAUGCGAAGUUCCUUUAUGUAUAAGUCCCUGUUUUCGACAAUUUCAUUUUGAUUGA
Molecule: messenger RNA, 2064 nt
Organism: Trichoplusia ni (cabbage looper)
Lineage: Eukaryota; Metazoa; Arthropoda; Insecta; Lepidoptera; Noctuidae
Product: piggyBac transposable element-derived protein 4-like
Exons: 1
Coding region: 1-2064 (687 amino acids)
Source: RefSeq, a predicted model, not a curated record